GUGAGGACGCCCUCCGUCAGCGGGUUGCCUCUGGACAUCAAGCCCCGGGAACUCUACCUGCUCUUCAGGCCCUUCAAGGGCUACGAAGGGUCUCUCAUCAAACUCACCUCCAAGCAGGUAGGNNUCGUCAGCUUUGACAGCCGCUCCGAGGCGGAGGCGGCGAAGAACGCGCUGAAC
Messenger RNA from Pelecanus crispus (Dalmatian pelican), 177 nucleotides. Lineage: Eukaryota; Metazoa; Chordata; Aves; Pelecaniformes; Pelecanidae. The record is from RefSeq and is a predicted model, not a curated record.